UUCACCCGCGCUGCUAGUGCUUCGCUGCUUAUAAAGAACCAUUAGGAAAUAUCAUUGAAAAACAUCGAUAUAACCGAUACAACGCCGGGAAAAAAAACGGAUGAGAAGAAAUGGAUAUUUUAAAGAGAGUGUGCGCAGCGUUGUCUUCAAUACUUAUAUAAAGACAUACAUACAUACAUAUAUAUAUAUAUAUUAAAAGACUGCGUGUGUGUAAGUGUGAUUGAUUCGAAUCGUAAUUUCGGAAACGCGCUUUUGUGUCCCGUUUUUUUUUUUUUGGGUAUUUCAUUUUUUUUUUACCUGUGCCUGUGAACCGAAGUUCGCGACUUGUGAAAUCUUCGGCCAUUGUUGUGAAAGAGCGGUUGUCUGGUCUUGAGUUCUCCUACCUGGCGUUAUAAUCGCCGCCCCUAAAAAUAAAAUACAAAAAAUAAAGCUAAACUGCUGCCGUCGGGCUUUUGCUUUUGUUUGCGGUUAAAAUAUUUGCGGGCUUCACCAACGGCGCCUUUCGGAAUUGGAUUCCAGUUCGAAUUCAGAUUCGCCAGAGCUGAUCUUGACCAGCCCAAGAUCCGUAGUAUGCGACCGCUGCCAUGCUGCUGAGACAACGCCUGGACAACGGCUAGGGCUGUGGACAAGGAUCGGUAUUGGGCUCAGGAUCUGGUGAUGAAGUGCGUCAAGAUGUGGAUCAGAAGUAGUUGGCUAGGACUGCUGCUCUGCUUUUGUCUGGUCUUUGAGACAUAUGAAGCACUAGAAACACGCACUAGUCUUCCUCUUUACGGUCUCCAUUCCGAUGAACUGGUGGCUGGUGAGGGUCAGCUGGUCGUGCCACGACGAGUCCACCCCGAUGGGGCAUUUAUGACCCAUUCACUAGAUUAUGCUCACGAUCGGGAUCAUCGGCGACAUCGCCAGAGGCGUAGCUUGCUGGAUCUGCCAGCGGCGGACUUGCAUCUUCAGGUGCCAUUGGAAAACGAAACACUGCAUCUGGAGCUUACGGCGCACAGCUACUUCCUGGCACCGAAUUUGGUGGUGGAGCGGCACCGUCGGGAUCUGCGGACGCGGUCACCUUUGACACCGCGGAACCUCAACUGUCAUUUUCAUGGAAAGGUGCGUGGCCAUACGGCCACCAAUGUGGCCAUUUCCACUUGCUCUGGGUUGGUGGGUCACAUCCGCACGGCCAGCAAUGAGUACUUCAUCGAGCCUUCAAAGCAACAUGAGCCGCAUCCGGUGAAUGGCCAUCCACACGUGGUCUUCCAGCGCUCUUCUGUGAAACCGAAGCAUCCGUCCCGGAAGCGGAACAAGCGCAAACGCGGCGGUGGAUCGGGAUCAGGAUCCGGAGCAGAGGUCAGCAACUGUGGUACUCGGGAGCCUCGCCGGCGAAUGGAGACACGGCUGGAAUGGCAAUCCAGGGGCAAGGUGAAGAUCCAGGGAGGUCGUCAAAUUAGACGGCACCACCACAAGCACAAGUAUCAUUAUCAACAGAAGAGCCAUCGAAUGUCGCACACCAAGUUUAAGUACGAUACGCAGUUCCAAAGCGGGCAGGAUCAUCAUCUGGAGAUUGCCAGACGGAGGCGAUCUAUUAGUAGUCCUCGCCAUGUGGAGACCUUGAUUGUGGCCGAUGCUACCAUGUCGGCCUUUCACAAGGAUCUCAAUGGCUAUCUGUUGACGAUCAUGAAUAUGGUAUCUGCUCUGUACAAGGAUCCUAGCAUUGGUAAUUCCAUAGAGAUCGUGGUAGUGCGCAUCAUCCAGCUGGAUGAAGAGGAGUCGCAGCUUCAGCUGAAUCUUACCCAGAAUGCCCAGAAGAAUUUGGAUCGGUUUUGCAGUUGGCAGCACAAGUUAAACAAGGGCAGCGAGAAAGAUCCCCAUCACCAUGACGUGGCCAUCCUUAUCACGCGCAAGAACAUCUGUGCCAACAAUUGCAUGACACUCGGUCUGGCAAAUGUGGGUGGAAUGUGCAAGCCGAAGCAAUCCUGCAGCGUCAACGAGGACAAUGGCAUCAUGCUCUCCCACACUAUAACCCAUGAAUUGGGCCACAAUUUUGGGAUGUUCCAUGAUACAGCGAAGAUUGGCUGCCAUCCACGUGUGGGUCCCAUUGUACAUAUCAUGACGCCUACAUUCGGAGCGGACACCCUGCAGGUUUGCUGGUCGAACUGCAGCCGCAAGUACAUCACUCACUUCCUGGACCAAGGACUGGGCGAGUGCCUGGAUGAUCCGCCGACACCGCUUGAUGAGUAUAACUAUACGGGCGAGCUGCCGGGGAUGCGAUACAAUGCCAGAGGUCAGUGCCGGCUGCAGUUCAACUUGACCACCGACAGCGAAGUUGGUGCCUGCUCUACCCCCUUGGAAUUUUGCUCAACGCUAUGGUGCAAGGUCAACGGCGAGUGCGUAACACACAUGCGACCCACCGCUCCGGGAACACUGUGUGGGCGGAACAAGUGGUGCCAGAACGGCAAGUGCGUACGCCGAGAGGAACUGACGGCGGUAAAUGGGGGUUGGGGCGAUUGGAGUGAGUGGAGCGAAUGUUCGCGAAGCUGCGGCGGCGGGGUAUCCACACAGCAGAGGGAGUGCGACAAUCCAGUGCCGGCCAAUGGUGGGGUCUUCUGCAUUGGCGAACGGAAACGUUAUAAGAUAUGCCGAAAGCGACAGUGUCCGGCUGAGGAGCCCAGCUUCCGGGCACAGCAGUGUGCGAGAUUCGACAAUGUGAGCUACCAAGGAGCCACCUACAAGUGGCUGCCCUUCUUCGAUAAGAAUAAUCCCUGCAAGCUUUUCUGCAGUGACGUGGACGACACGAUAAUCGCCAACUGGGGUGCCACGGUCCUGGACGGUACGCCCUGCACCCUGGGCACGAACAACAUGUGCAUCGAUGGCAUCUGCAAGAAAGUUGGUUGCGAUUGGAUCGUCGACUCGGAGGUGCAGGACGAUCGCUGCGGUGUCUGCGGCGGUUCUGGCGAUCAGUGCCAGCCGGUAAGGGAUACCUACACGGAUCCUUUUGCUGCCAAGGAUGGCGCCUAUGUAGAGAUAGUAACCAUUCCGGCACGGGCCAGAAACAUCCUUAUACGGGAACAGGCCAACUCGCCGCACUUCCUUGCCAUCGCCACGGGCAAUGGCGACCGGUUCUAUCUGAAUGGUGAUAGCCUCAUCUCGAUGCCUGGCGAAUUCGAGAUUGCCGGCGCCGAGAGCCUCUACGAUCGCGUCGACGAACAGGAGACCAUCACAAUACCUCAGCCCAUCCAGCAUUCCAUAUCGCUAUAUGCGAUUGUGCGCGGCAACGAGAGCAACGUUGGCAUUUUCUACGAAUUCACGCUGCCCGCGUUGAAUGUGACCGCCGGAAGGCAGUUCUUGUGGCGCCUUAGCAACUGGACCUCGUGCUCUGCCAGCUGUGGCGGUGGGGUCCAGCAUCGAGAGCCCAUAUGCCAGGAGAACGGCAAGGGUCUGGCUGACACGUUGCCCUGUUGGACGCACGCCAAAAAUAAAAGACCCGCCCGGCAAUCUCGAGGAUGUGGUGAACAGCCGUGCCCAGCUCACUGGUGGCCAGGUCCUUGGCAAUUUUGUCCUGUAACCUGUCGUCCUUUGGGUGCCGGUGCUCCACCACUUCGCCGCAGAUCCGUUGUCUGUCUCGACCAGCAUGAUGUUGUGGUUGGCGAUGCGGAAUGUGGACUCCUGCCAAGACCACCGGAAAUGGAGCCCUGCGAGUCCUCGCUGCCCGAUUGCCGGACCAAGUAG
Molecule: messenger RNA, 3714 nt
Organism: Drosophila eugracilis
Lineage: Eukaryota; Metazoa; Arthropoda; Insecta; Diptera; Drosophilidae
Gene: AdamTS-B
Product: A disintegrin and metalloproteinase with thrombospondin motifs 7
Exons: 12
Coding region: 658-3714 (1018 amino acids)
Biological process (GO): proteolysis; extracellular matrix organization
Cellular component (GO): extracellular matrix
Molecular function (GO): metalloendopeptidase activity
Source: RefSeq, a predicted model, not a curated record